AAGCCUCAUUUUCCAUAACACCUCCCCUCCUACCCCUCUUUAUCUGUGUUGCUGUCUCCCUCUCCCUAUCUUUCGUGCAGUCAACCGAAAUUUCCGUGCUUAUUAACAAGCUUGGAGAAUGUAAUAACAUACUGACUACAGAAUCGGUUAUAAUUAAACAUGCUAACUCAUUGAAAAAUAUGUAACGAAACACAUCAAAUCUUCAAAAUAUCAGUUUCGUCGCCACCCCAAUCAAAUACGGACUGUUUAAAUGCGCAACGCGCCGAGGGCGGGUCUGUGCUGGAUUGAAGCGAUGACACAGCCGGCCUUGUGCGCCAUGGAGUGUCGGGCUGUCCUGGCAAAAGCGGACGCGCAAUUCCAGCAGCAAAACUUCGGAACGGCAGAAGAAUGUUACACUGAAUUCAUUCACAUGUGUAUGGAAGGGCACCAGAAACACAACUGUGCUCAGGACUUGGCUAAAGCAUACAAUAACAGAGGCCAAAUCAAGUACUUGAGAGUAGACUUUUACGAAGCUGUGGAUGAUUACACAUUAGCAAUUGAAAACAAGGAAGAUUUUGAAGUUCCAUAUUAUAAUCGAGGACUAAUAAAAUAUAGAUUAGGAUUUUUUGACCAAGCAUUGGAAGAUUUCAAGAAAGCGUUGUCCUUGAAUCCAGAUUUUAAAGAUGCCAGACUGAGCCUUGAUCAGACACUAAUUGAUAAAAAAGUGAAAGAGAGCAGAGAAUAUUAGAGACAUGACACUUGGGGUACAAACAUUGGUUUUGUGUGUGUAUAAUUUGAAUGUACAUUUUUUACAUCGCUUAAUUAUUUUUAGUAUGAGUUAAUUGUUAAAGCUCAUAAUUCUAAACAGAUUGUGUAUCUUUUGUGAAAUAUGAUACAAAAAAAUGUGGUGUCUAAAUAAUCAUAUUUUUAUUCUUUGACUUGAAUCUUGUGAAUUGAGGCAAAACAGCAGGAGAUGCCAGAGAGUAGUAGUGGAUAAUUGUUUAUCGGGAUGGAGGCCGGUGACUAGCGGGGUGCCUCAGGGAUCUGUUUUGGGCCCAAUGUUGUUUGUAAUAUACAUAAAUGGUCUGGAUGAUGCGGUGGUAAAUUGGAUUAGUAAGUAUGCCGAUGAUACUAAGGUAGGAGGUGUUGUGGAUAAUGAGGUGGAUUUUCAAAGCUUGCAGGGAGAUUUAUGCCGGUUAGAAGAAUGGGCUGAACAUUGGCAGAUGGAGUUUAAUGCUGAGAAGUGUGAGGUUCUACAUUUUGGCAGGAAUAAUCCAAAUAGAACAUACAGAGUAAAUGGUAGGGCAUUGAGGAAUGCAGAGGAACAGAGAGAUCUAGGAAUAACUGUGCAUAGUUCCUUGAAAGUGGAGUCUCAUGUUGAUAGGGUGGUGAAGAGGGCUUUUGGAACGCUGGCCUUUAUAAAUCAAAGCAUUGAGUACAGAAGUUGGGAUGUAAUGCUAAAGUUGUACAAGGCAUUGGUAAGGCCAAAUUUGGAAUAUUGUGUGCAGUUCUGGUCACCGAAUUAUAGGAAAGAUAUCAAUAAAUUAGAGAGAGUGCAGAGACUAUUUACUAGGAUGUUACCUGGGUUUCAGCAAUUAAGUUACAGAGAAAGGUUGAACAAGUUAGGUCUCUAUUCAUUGGAGCGUAGAAGGUUGAGGGGGGAUUUGAUCGAGGUAUUUAAAAUUUUGAGAGGGAUAGAUAGAGUUGACGUGAACAGGCUGUUUCCAUUGAGAGUAGGGGAGAUUCAAACUAGAGGACAUGAUUUGAGAGUUAGGGGGCAGAAGUUUAAGGGAAACACAAGGGGGUAUUUCUUUACUCAAAGAGUGAUAGCUGUAUGGAAUGAGCUUCCUGUAGAAGUAGUAGAGGCCAGUUCAGUUGUGUCAUUUAAGGUAAAAUUGGAUAGGUAUAUGGACAGGAAAGGAGUGGAGGGUUAUGGGCUGAGUGUGGGUAGGUGGGACUAGGUGAGAUUAAGGGUUCGGCACGGACUAGGAGGGCCAAAAUGGCCUGUUUCCGUGCUGUGAUUGUUAUAUGGUUAUAUGAUUAAAAACAUCUUGUUAGUCAGCUUGCUGUCUUUCCAGCACCUGUAACAUUAACCAGUUGGAUUCCAUAAGACCAGAUACUUAUGCCUGGAAAUGACAUUGCUUGACAAAUGCACUCUAAUGCAUUUAACAAUGCCUUGUUAAAGGCCUUAUGAGAAUUCAAGUAAACAACAUCCACUAACUCUCCUCGCUGUUAAUCUUAUUACCAGUUUUAUUAUCAAUGGCAAACUCAUCAAUUUUGGAUCAUCAAGUCAAUAUUGCACAUACAUCACAAAAUGUAACAGACCCCACUGCAUAAAAUCUUGGCAAAACCUCUAUACUGUAUAUGACACUAAUUGUACUACUUUGACUCAAACUUCAUUAAAAAAAAGGUCAAAUUUA
Hypanus sabinus (Atlantic stingray) is the source of this 2399-nucleotide messenger RNA. RefSeq names its product tetratricopeptide repeat domain 32 (gene ttc32). The transcript is spliced from 3 exons. Lineage: Eukaryota; Metazoa; Chordata; Chondrichthyes; Myliobatiformes; Dasyatidae. Gene Ontology annotation, molecular function: protein binding. The coding region runs from base 251 to 727 and encodes 158 amino acids. The record is from RefSeq and is a predicted model, not a curated record.